This is a messenger RNA of Cuscuta europaea, 1204 nucleotides long. The record is from the annotation of a GenBank genome assembly. Lineage: Eukaryota; Viridiplantae; Streptophyta; Magnoliopsida; Solanales; Convolvulaceae.
AUGAAAACACCAGACUAGAUAGCUAGAGCACAAAAGGAAAACAGAAAACACAAGCCAUGCCUUACUUCACUGAGGAUCUCAUCACAGAAAUCCUCUCAAGAUUGCCCGCCAAGCCUCUCAUACGAUUCAAAUGCGUCUCCAAAAGAUGGAAUUCUUUGAUCUCAGACCCUGCAUUUGCCAACCUUCAGCUGAGAAGAGCCAACAGAGACGACGGCAACAGGCUCUUCCUCACGACUGCGCCGCCUCAAUCUCUAGACUACAACCAUGGUGCUUUUCGAAAGUUGAGUUAUCCUGCUGCAAUGAUGAAAGGCGGCCCUCCUUCCGAUUUCAUACCCACAUGGGUCCUGGGUUCUUGUAAUGGGCUGAUCGGUUUCAGGGGUUCAUCUCUGCGUUAUGGAUAUGCCGGCGAGUUCUUGUGGAAUCCGACCACCGGAGAUUAUAAAGAAUUGCCAGACGCCCCACACCUUAAAUGUUUGAUUUAUUGGCCGACUCUCUCCGGAGUAGGAUAUAAUGUUAGCAGCAAUGAUUAUGGAGUAUUGCAUGGUUUCACGAAGAACCAGAGCAAGGGGACAAGGGAAACUGCUCUUCAGCUCUGCACAUUAAAGACAGGAAAGUGGAGACAAAUUCAAGACGCUAAUCCAGAUUUAGUUCCCCAUCUUAAAGGAAGGUCUAUUUCUUGGAAUGGAGAUAUGUUUUGGUUGGGUUGUAAACCAAAUGGUGUCCGCUGUCUUGGUUCUUUUGAUCUCAAAGAGGAGAAAUUCAAAGAAAUCCAGCUGCCAUUACUGGGUGACAGAAGUUCUGGUGUAAUGAGUUUGGGAAUAUCAGGGAACUCAUUAUGUGUGUUUUGUAAAGGAAAGGAGAGCUGCUUUGAGGGUUGGGCAUUGAAGCUUGAUGCCAUUGGAGCAUCUUGUUGGAACAGACUCUUCAGUUUUCCACUUGACACACUUUGGGGUCCUAGAGACACUCUUCUAUGCUUAACAAAGGAAGGAGAGAUUCUUAUGGAUUCUGGAGAGAUUCUAAUGGAUUCUAAUGAACUCAGAAUAUACAUUUACAAUCUCAAGGAUAGGGAAAUUAAAUAUUUAAAAGUAGAUAAUUAUAUUGAUAAAUUCUCAAAGCCAGUAUUCUACAUUGAGAGUUUGGUUUCGCCAAAUAAUUAAAAAGAAAUGAAGCGUAGUUGUUAUGAAGCGUCGAGUUUAGUAUACAC